Syngnathus typhle (broad-nosed pipefish) is the source of this 1458-nucleotide messenger RNA. RefSeq names its product TAF11 RNA polymerase II, TATA box binding protein (TBP)-associated factor (gene taf11). Gene Ontology annotation, molecular function: transcription coactivator activity; protein heterodimerization activity. The transcript has 6 exons. NCBI's taxonomy places the organism in Eukaryota, Metazoa, Chordata, Actinopteri, Syngnathiformes, Syngnathidae. Gene Ontology annotation, cellular component: nucleus; transcription factor TFIID complex. The record is from RefSeq and is a predicted model, not a curated record. Gene Ontology annotation, biological process: transcription initiation at RNA polymerase II promoter; RNA polymerase II preinitiation complex assembly. The coding region runs from base 544 to 1167 and encodes 207 amino acids.
AAGGGUGAAAUACACCUUUUUGCUUAUCUGUAUAACGUUUGCUCUUGAAAGCAAUAAUCACGGCGUGCGCAGUGGUGCUCGGUUUUUGUCUUUUGCCGUGUUUAAUUAACACGCACGAAGUGUAUGGCAAUCGAUUAAUUUUACAACAGGAUUUUAUUAUUUUUAUUUCUUACAUGAUCCUGUCAAAUUUUUAAAAGCAAACUUCAAAAGGCAGAAAAUGGUGCGCUAAUGACCAUUUUAAACAACUGUCAGUUCUAAAAGUUAGGUCUUUAUCAAUAAAGGUUUGACGAAAUGCAGUCUGUUUUGUAAGCUAUUUGUUAAUAAAGGUUGAACAGCCAGGAACCGGAAGUGACGUAGCGUACUACAGUGCUACCCGACUCUUUGGAUACAUAGCAUAAUUUGAAGAUAAAUCGGCCGCGUUUAUUUAAUAGUUACCCAUCAAAACGAUCGUUUGUGUUAGCUUACCUUCGUUAGGCUCCCUGAAGUUAGGUUGACGCCUGACAACAUUAAAGCAUCUGACGUUGUCGUCGUGAUUGAGUGAUAAUGGCUGAUCCUGCGCGGAUCAAAACUGAGGGCACAUUUGAGAACUCAGCAGCCGGCCAAGAUGAGAAGCCUAACGCCAAGGUGACCGAGGACACACCGUCUCCUGCACCUGAAAAGACUACAGACGAACCAAAAGAGUCUUCCCCACAAGACCAGCACAAACAGGAUGAUGCAAAUGAACCGGCAGCAGCAGAGGAUGAAGAAGAAGGGUCUUCGGGUCAGCCUGCGUCGAAAAGACUGAAGGUGGAAUCAGAAAAGAAAAAGGAGAAGCGGCAAAAGGUUGAUGAGGAUGAAAUACAAAAGAUGCAGGUUUUGGUGUCAUCUUUCUCUGAAGACCAACUGAAUCGUUAUGAAAUGUACAGGCGUUCAGCUUUCCCUAAGGCUGCUAUUAAGAGGCUGAUCCAGUCCAUAACGGGAUCCUCAGUGUCCCAGAACGUGGUCAUUGCCAUGUCUGGUAUCUCCAAAGUCUUUGCUGGGGAAAUAGUUGAGGAAGCAUUGGAUGUUUGUGAGAAGUGGGGAGACACGCCACCUCUUCAGCCCAAACACAUGAGGGAGGCAGUAAGGAGGCUCAAAAGCCGCAAUCAGAUUCCCAACACUAAGUACAAAAACAUUCUGUUUCACUGAGGAGCGCAGCUUCAAAUUAGACUUCAGUGAUGAAUACACUGGCCCCACCCACGAAGAAAGAGGCACCAUUGCUCUGAAGAAACCUUACAAGGGUCCGACUACUUACCACUGGCUGGGCAGACCUCAAGACCAGUGUGCAUUCUGCUGAAGGAACUUUGAUCAAGGACUAUGAAAUAGAUGCAGCAGCCUUUGUUCUCGCUAAAGGUUUGAUGAAACAAUCACUUCAGUUUGGAUGACGUUGUACCGAUAAAGUAUCGUUGUAAAUACAGUAAAUUUUAUUAUUGAAAAUAA